UCUUCUUCUCCCAAGUGCUAAGCUGCAAAGUUUCGCAGCCGCUUCGUCCCCUUUCCUCCACGCUCCGGUUCACCGCCGCCGUCUCCGGCCGCGCCACCUCGCCGGCGACAUGCUCGAAACCGCGGCGGAGGCCAACCUCCGCAGGGAACUGGAGGAAACCCUCGCCGCCGACCCUUCCAGCCCGCUCCACCACUACAACCUCGGAGUCUUCCUAUGGGGCCGCGCGGAGGCGGAAGCGAAGCAAGAGGGGGACGGGGAGGAGGCGAGACGGCUCCGCGCUGCGGCGGCUGAGAACUUCCUCGCGGCGGCCAAGCUCAACCCCAACGAUGGCGUUCCCUUCCGCUUCCUCGGCCACCACUACGCGCGCGGCGGCGACACGCAGCGAGGGGCCAAGUGCUACCAGCGCGCGGUGGCGCUCAACCCUGACGAUGCCGAGGCUGGGGAGGCGCUCUGUGACUUGCUAGAUGUUGAGGGGAAGGAGAGCUUGGAGGUUGCUGUGUGCAAGGAGGCAGCUGGCAAGUCACCUCGCGCAUUCUGGGCCUUUCAGAGGCUUGGCUACUUGCAGGUUCAUCAAAGGAAAUGGUCAGAGGCCAUACAAAGCCUUCAGCAUGCAAUACGAGGUUACCCAACAUGCGCAGAUUUAUGGGAGGCACUUGGUCUGGCAUACCACCGUUUGGGCAUGUUCACUGCAGCAGUAAAGUCAUAUGGGCGCGCUAUUGAACUGGAUAGUUCCAGGGUCUUUGCAUUGAUAGAAAGUGGAAACAUCCAGCUAAUGCUUGGUUAUUUCAGAAAGGGAGUUGAACAGUUUCGUUCUGCUUUGGAAAUGGCUCCACGUAACCAUUCUGCAUACUCUGGGCUUGCUUCUGCAUUACUUGCAUGGGCAAGACAUUGUGUAACUACUGGGGCCUUUGGCUGGGCAGCUAGCCUAUUGAAGGAAGCAUCAGAAGCUGCCAAAGUUUGUACUUCGUUGAGUGGACACCUUUCAUGUGUUUGGAAAUUGCAUGGGGAUGUCCAGCUCGCACUUGCGAGAUGCUUUCCAUGGGUUGAUGGGAAGAUCAAGAGGGGUGUGGAUGAGCAGAUUUUCAAAGAUUCUAUUCUUGAGUGGAGAAAUACAUGUUUGACAGCUGCAAAUGGUGCAAAACUCUCAUAUCAACGGGCUCUGCAUCUUGCACCCUGGGAAGCUAAUGUUCGCAAUGAUACUGCUAUUUGUCUUGAUCUAAUUUAUUCCUUGGAUGACAAUAACAGACUCAACCCCAACGUUUGGGAGCUGCCAGAGAAAAUGUCACUAGGUGCCUUGAUACUGGAACCAGUUAAUAAGGAUUACUGGGUUACAUUGGGUUCAAUGUCAAGUAAUCUGGUUUUGAAGCAGCAUUCUUUUAUUAGGGCACUGCAUCUCGAUAUGUCUCUGUCUGAAGCUUGGGCAUACCUUGGAAAGAUUUACAGACAGUCAGGUGAUCAACAACUGGCAAGACAAGCAUUUGAUCGAGCUCGAAGCAUUGAUCCUUCAUUGGCCUUGCCAUGGGCUGGAAUGUCGGCUGAAAACUAUCACCAGUCUGGGGGCAGUCCUGUAAAUGAGUCCUUUGAAAGCUGCUUGAGGGCUGUGCAGAUCCAGCCUCUGCCAGAGUUCCAGGUUGGUCUUGGAACAAUUGCUGCUCGUUCUGGUAAUCUUCUUUCACCUCAGGUAUUGAUGGCAGUACGGCAGACUGUUCAACGAGCACCUCAUUACCCAGAGUCUCACAAUUUAAAUGGCUUGGUUUCUGAAGUGCGGUCAGAUUUUCAGUCUGCAAUCACAUUUUACCAACAUGCGAGAUUUGCUUUAGGCAUGAUGCACACUUCCAAGUCAGACAAUAGAUAUGCUUUUACCAAUGUUUCAGUGAACCUUGCCCGGUCACUAUGCAAGGCUGGUCUUGCAACUGAUGCAGUGCGGGAAUGUGAAGAGUUGAGAAGUCAAGGAUUGUUGAACGCUGAUGGACUGCAGAUAUAUGCUUUUGCAUUGUGGAGAAUUGGACGAAGUGAGGAAGCUCUUUCUGUAUCUAGAAAAUUGGCUGAAAAUUUAUCUGGCAUGAAGCCGGAGAGUGCAACUGCGGCUUUGGGAUUCAUAUGCACAUUGACAUAUCAAAUUUCCGGGAAGGACUCUGCAGCUGCAGUCAUUCACAAGCUUCCUGGUCAACUCAGUUAUGGCACACAAUUGAAAUUCAUUAUCUCUGCAUUGGAUGCUUUGCAGCCAAACAAGCGUUUUCAGUUGCCGCAAUUGAGUAUGCCUCCUAGACUUACAUCCUAUGAAGUAAUGAGUGAAGUCCACUCAAAUAUUGCUCUUGGGAAGGCUAUUGUCGGGGAAUUGGACAAGCCCUUGAGGGUUGAUGGUAGUUUGUCUUACCUGAAAAAGGUUCUGCACAUGUAUCCCGACUGCAGUUUAGUGAGAAACCAGCUUGGAUCUCUUCUGCUGUGGAGCGGAGAUUGGAUGGCUUCUCAUGAAGCAGUAAGGGUUACUUCUCUGUCACAUGGACACGCAUCCAGUAUGGGCCUAAAAUCUCCACAUCAAAUUCAAGCAUGCGCAAUAGUUUCUUGCUAUACUACCUGCACCCCUUAUCCUAAGUUCUCUUUCCCAACAUGUGAACACCAUUACCUAAGUGGAUAUGAUGCAAUACACCACCUGCAAAGGUGGGUUCACCGCGAACCAUGGAACCAAGAUGCACGCUACCUGCUUGUACUUGCCAUUUUCCAAAAAGCACGUGAUGAAAAGUACCCUAGCCAUAUCUGUAUCAUUCUGAAGAGGCUCAUUUUGCAAGUGCUGUCCAGCAUUAGCAAUUCACAACAGAACAAAGUUGUGCAGUACGAGAUGUUCUUGCUACUUCUUUCGUCUUCAGAAGUUAGUUUGCAAUCUUUUGACUAUGAUAAUUGCAUUGCUCAAGCUAAAGAAGCUCUAAAGAUCACUCCCUCAAGCCAUGUGGAUACUUUCUUUGCACACUUGCAACUGUGUCGGGCCUAUGCGGUGCAAGGGGAUCUUUUGAACUUCAGGAAUGAGUACAUGAAAUGCUUGCGAAACCAUACGGAUACUGAAAUUGGCUGGGUAAUGCUGAAGCACCUCGAAUCUGUAUGUUCAUUGGAGGGCUCUUCUGAUGAAAUAGAUAAAAAUCUUCGAGAAUGUAUUAAAAGUAAUGGUAGUGACCCAUCGAAAUGGGCAUCUCUUUUCAAUCUAGCCUGUGCUCAGGGCUUUAUAUGGGAUGAAAACUUUGCGAGUGCUGAAAAAGCUCUUGCUCAGGCAUGCGCCGAAGGAGAUCCAGACAGCUGCAUCUUAUUCCUCAAUGGUGCGACCUGUAUGGAAAUUGCCCGGAGGUUUGCAGCUCCUCAAUUUAUAUCCCGCGCAGCUUCCAGCCUCAGAAAGGCCCAGCACAAAUCACUUGCUUCAUUACCUAUUGUGUCAUUGCUACUGGCUCAAGCAGAGGGCAGCCUUGGCUCCAAAACCAAGUGGGAGAAAAACCUUCGACUAGAAUGGUUCUCAUGGCCCCCAGAACUGAGGCCUGCAGAGGUGUACUUCCAAAUGCACCUGCUGGCAAGGCAGUCAGCUGCAGCGGCUUCUCAGCAGAACCAGCUGGUGGAGACGAUGCAGAGCCCGGAGAGAUGGCUGCUUAGGGCAGUGCACCUGAACCCGUCGUGCUCCAGGUACUGGAAGGCUUUGCUGCAGCUUAUGGACGCGUAACCUUUUGCCUCCAAGUCUCGCACAUUCGAGCCGGUGACGUGUUGUUGUAAGUACGAUUGGCAACUGUAGCAGGCAUCGGCUGACUUGCAUGUCGUAACUGCAUGUUGCCUUGGACAGUUUGCGCAUGCAGUGGUGCUUUUUUCCUUUCGAAACGAAUACUGGCUUGCUGGAGCAUUGUUUCAGUAUUUUAACCUCUAUUUCUCACUAACCCCUCUCUAGGAGUGGCAUGAGAGUUAAUACUGCUUGUAAUAGACAGAGGUGAGUCCGGUGAGCAGCCAAAGCCGAUGGAGCAGCUCGAGGUUCAAAGCACAGGCCAAUCAGACCCAGCUCAGCAGCCUACAGGAGCUCCUUGUUUCUCAUCUACUUCAUCAGCUUCAAGCGGUCUAGAAACAAGAGUCUUACCUGCCGAGCCCAACCGUCCAUUGUUCCUGUCGGUCAGACGGUGUUGAACUGCCGACCUGAGCAGCUCGCAGGUCUGGACAAGUGUAUCCAAAUUCCAAGGAGCCGCCCACGUCACGGAGUCGCAGCUCGUUCUCGGCUCUCGCUGCGCUGUUGGGCUGUGCUCCCAAGCUGGUAAAAUAAGGCAGAUGCUGUCCUGUUACAGCUGCGCUCGUCUUGCUACAGGCCCAUGAAAACAGACGACGGAUCUGGGUCCAAAGAUGGUCUUUAAUCUCCAACCCGGCCCGUCCUGUUACGGCUGCGCUCGCCCCCGCCCUCCCUUCUCCACCUUAUCCUGAUGUUGCUGAGUCGCAUCUUGCCUCUUUCGUCCUAGGAUUGGUCCAUCCGAUAGACCUCCGCGGUCACUUGCGUUCUUAUGGUC
Messenger RNA from Phragmites australis (common reed), 4520 nucleotides. RefSeq names its product tetratricopeptide repeat protein SKI3. Gene Ontology annotation, molecular function: protein binding. The transcript is spliced from 22 exons. The record is from RefSeq and is a predicted model, not a curated record. NCBI's taxonomy places the organism in Eukaryota, Viridiplantae, Streptophyta, Magnoliopsida, Poales, Poaceae. Bases 110 to 3700 code for a protein of 1196 amino acids. Gene Ontology annotation, cellular component: Ski complex.